CGCUUUCAUUCUGUGCAUGAAACGCUUGAAGUGCGUCGUGGUGGGAGAGGCACAAAGUUUGCAGAGGAUAUUUGAAUAUCGUUUCUUCUACUUUAUGUCAUCAUAACGGCGUUUUGUACAUCGCUUGGCAGCAGUUUUGAACUAACCGGUUUUAAACAUUGAAUUGAAGAUAUAAAUCGUUCCUUUGCUCUUGGCGAAGCUCCUCAGGUGUUUUGUUCUUCCAGCAGAAGACACGCUGAAGUUUCGUCCAUUAGGCGAUGAGACAUUCGAUGCAAACUCUUGCCUACAUUUGAACUAUAUUAGUUCCGCUUUCCGCUUGUUUGUAUAUAAACAUUACAUUACCUAUUCAGAAGGACAUACGGGCCAGUUUAUCAGGUCCAGGAUGGAAUAUGAAGCAGAGAAGUACCAGGAGCGACUGAAAGCUAUAGCGAUCCUGGGCAGGUUCUACAGGAGUGCUAGAAGGAACGAAAUGAAAGCAAGAGAAGGAGAAACGGCGUAUACAAGAGGAAGAGGAGCGAGCCAGGAGAGAGAUUGAAAAUGAGAGACUAAGAUUUCAGCAGCUCAAGAGGAAGUCCCUCAGAGACCAGUGGCUAAUGGAAGGACCUCCUACAUCUCCUGACAGUACGGGACCUCGAUCACCCCUCUGGGGUGCCAAGGCUCAGGAGAUAGAGACACACAUUAAGUUACAGGCGACGUCUGAGCAGUUGGCAGAGGAAGAACUGAAACUGAAGCAACUCAUUGAAGACGGUUCCAGUCAAACUGGCACAGACGCUCAGACACAACAUAAGGGAGAGGUCGUGGUGGAGCCGGCGGGAGCAGCAGUUGCUGAGACAGACCCUAAUGGACCUAUCAUGGAGAACGGAAAAGAGGAAAAGAAAGAUGAUUCUGUGCAGGAUGAAAAUCACGACGAGGAGGAAGCAGGACCAGUUAAUGGUGCUAAAACAGAAACAGACACCACACCACCUCUUAACGGAAAUGUGGAAGGAGAUCAAUCACACAGUGGUCCAGAAGAGGACGAACAUGCUUCUGCUAACGACUUCAACAGCCACCCUGCUGGAGAACUAGGUGCUGGUGGUGUAACUAUGACCUUCCUUGGCUUCAAGGAGGCGGAGCCUGGGCAGGGAGUAGAUGAGAAUGAUGAUGGCGGAGCAAUUAUCAGAGCAGAAAGAGUCAUCAUCACAGACGAAGGGGAGGAAAUCCCAGAGGAGGUCAAAGCUGCUCAAGAGCCUACUGUGGACACCACAAAUGAAGACACUUCUGGAAACACAGAAGAAAAUGGUGCUGAGGAAAAGACAGAGAAGCAUCCGGAAGCUACUGCUGACCCAGAACAUGCAGAAGUGAUUGAAGAUCCUCCUGCUGAGGAGAUACUUCCAGAUGUAGCAGGUGAAGGUGAGACACGAGAGGAGAAAGAUCUUCCUGAAUCGACUGAAACACAACCUCAGAAUGUGACAGUAGAUGGCACUAUCGAGGCAGCCCAGGUUCCAGUUUAUUCCACAACACAACCAUCUCCAACAAUCAGACCAAAAGUCGAAGCAAACUCAACAGAAUCGCAAACCCCAAAAGACGAGGAGGUCACGCUCGCCACGCGCAUCUCGCUCAGCCAAUUUCAGGAUGUUCCACUGGAUGGCGCUGGAGAAACUGCGGAGUCAAACGCCAAGGCAGAAACAGAGAAACCGCGCGCUGAACAAGAGCCUCUGCUUGUCUCCAAAGCAGCGGCUCAGCUAGAUACCAGCGCCCCAAAUCGAGCAGAGGACGCAGGUGCACCAAAACAAAAAACCUGCCAAUGCUGUUCAAUCAUGUGAACAAUCUGUUGAUGUUUGACUGUCCCUUUUUUUAGUCUCCAUUCCUUUUCAUCGUGUCUUUCACUCUGAAUAUAGAGUUUGUUGUUCAAGACAUUGGUAUUUUGAUCUUCAGCUGUUCAGCAUGUCGGAAAAGUGUUUAUGAUGUACUGAAGCCUUCAAGACUUGCAUUGCCUUCACUGUAUUGAACUCUUUUCUGUGUAAGAAGAAGCACAUUGCCUUGCAGGAAAAGACUGGAAAGGCUUCAGUGUGCAUGAUGUUGUUGUUGAUGUGUCAUCACCAUUGGUUGCAUUCCCAGCCUCUGGUGUCUGAUUAUGCUCCUGUUUUUAUGUCUGGUGACUCUAGAGCGUUGGCUGCCGACCCACAGAGGCCUUGACUGUUUUAACACUACCAUAUAAAAAUAUUUUGUUUUUCUCAGUGCCGUGGGAAUCGUCGACCCACGUGGGUAAUUAAUAAAUCUCAACCUAUAAUAGUACAAUAUAGGCAUUCUCUAAUAGAAACCAUUCGUGUGCCUUGUUUAUGAAUCAAAUCAAAGAGACCAUAAAGAGAUGGAAUGGUUUCCUGUGAUUUUAUACACGCUGUAACAUCUUCAGAGUUUUUUGUAUUGUUGAUGUGUACUGAGUUUUAGUUUAAUUGCUUUUAUUGUUACAGUGCCUUUAACUGCCCGACAGAAGUGUUUUUAGACUUUAAAGGCAUGGUUUACCCAAAAUUCAAAUGUCUGCGAUGAAAAUAAUUUGAUGUUGUUUCAUAGAAAAGUUUUUUUUUUCUGCAGAACACAAGAUAAUUUAAAGACUGUUUCAAUAAAGAUAAAUUAUUUUGUCCUGCAGAAGAAAGAAAUGCAUGUUUGAAACAACAUGAGGGUGAGUAAAUGAUGACAGAAUUAAAAAAUUUAGGUGAACUAUCCAUUUGAACUGUUCAUAAUAUACUUCUGUGCAGUAUAUGGCAUAAACUGCUUUAUCAAUCUUGGCAACUUUAGGUUCAUUCUCCGACUAACAUUUCUAUAAGGACUGCUCCUGUUGUCUCUCAUUAACGAUGUUUAAAUUGUGUGUGAUUCAAGUUUCAUACCAUUAUAUGUAAUCAAUACUAUUCAAAGUUUUCGGUUUAAUUCAGGAACUUUUUUUUUCAGCAUAGAAAGUUUGAUGUAAAUUCUCAGUGCCUUAACUGAGAGCCUGUUUGUACAGUUUAAAUCAAGAGCUGAAUGAAAAGCAGGAAGGAUUUUGUACGAAAGUUUACAUUGGAAGAGCUGCAGGAUUAAUAAACUGAUGAAAUUGAA
Messenger RNA from Carassius carassius (crucian carp), 3072 nucleotides. Its product is annotated as paralemmin-3-like. The record is from RefSeq and is a predicted model, not a curated record. The coding region runs from base 594 to 1802 and encodes 402 amino acids. The transcript is spliced from 9 exons. Gene Ontology annotation, cellular component: membrane. Lineage: Eukaryota; Metazoa; Chordata; Actinopteri; Cypriniformes; Cyprinidae. Gene Ontology annotation, biological process: regulation of cell shape.